Besnoitia besnoiti is the source of this 12867-nucleotide messenger RNA. RefSeq lists its product as uncharacterized. The record is from RefSeq and is a predicted model, not a curated record. Gene Ontology annotation, molecular function: ATP binding; protein kinase activity. Lineage: Eukaryota; Apicomplexa; Conoidasida; Eucoccidiorida; Sarcocystidae. The transcript is spliced from 10 exons. The coding region runs from base 1 to 12867 and encodes 4288 amino acids. Gene Ontology annotation, biological process: protein phosphorylation.
AUGGGGGCAGGAGGCGUCGCGCGCGGCGGGGCGAAGAGUUCGGCCCGCGAGCAGGCCGCCGUGGCUGCGGAGGCGCCUCCCCCCGUCUUCUCCUCUCUCUUCUCGCUUCCUCCUCUUCUUCCGCCGCUCGCCGCGCUCCCGUCUCCCGCGCCGAAGAGGCUUCCAAGCCGCGCGUGCUUUCCGUUCAACGGCGUGGAGACGCUUGACGCCUCGCACCGGGCAAAGACCGCGUCGUCUUCGUCUUCCCGCGCCGCUUCCUCCGCUGCCUCGGCCUCGUCUUCUCCACACGCGCUGUCCUCUAUUCUGCUGGUGUCAUCUUCUGCCUCGCUUUCUGCUCUCCGCGCGGCCUUCUCUGCGUCUCUCAGUGCACAGUCCUCCCCAGCUGCUGCGCCGCUCGUGUACGUACACCCUGUCUCCGGCACCGUUCACCCGUUUUCCGCCGAGUCUGCGCCGCCCUCUUCUCCCUCCCACCUCGUUCUUGGGCUUCCCUGCUCCUCCGCGUACGCCGCUGCGCUGCCUGCCGCGCAGGGCGACGACGCGGAGGCCGCUUUCACGCGCCCCGGCGGCGGAAAGGAAGCCGACGCGUUCUACGCCGCCGUCUGCGCCCUCGUGGUGCAGCAGCUCAAAAACUCUAGAAGCAUACACACCGUCGUCAUUCGUGGGGAUGGGACGUGGAUGGAGAGACUUAAAGAUGUGCUGCGCGGCCAUCCGUCUGUCUCUGCGAUAUCUCUCGAGGCCGUCACGAACCUGUCGGAGAAGGAGUUGACCGAAGGAUACGCGCGCCUUUUGUCAAGCUUGUCCAGAUGCGCGGCGAUUUCCGUGCGGGGCUGCGGCCUGAAGGCGAAAGGCCUCAAGGCGCUUCUCCAGGGGCUCAGCAAGCACGGGAACCUCGACCUGCAGGAAAUUGAUUUAUCGCACAACGAACUGGACGACGAGGCCGCGUCUCACCUCGUCUCCUUCUUGCCCUCGUGUGCGCCGACGCGGCUGCGGACGCUGCGCGUCGGUCACAAUCCUUGGUCUUUAUCUGCCCUCGACUCCUUCCUCUCUUCGUUUGCUCCGUGCGCUUCGCCGCCCGCCGCGGCCGCGAACUCUGCCUGGGGGGCUGAGGAAGGCUUGGCGCUGCUGUCUCUGAGCGGCUUGGGUGACGCGGCUCUCUCUGUGGGCUCCGCGCUGUUUUCGCAUCUGCCGCCCUCGCUGCGGCUGCUUUCGCUCACUGCUGCGUCGUUUGUCUCUUCGCGGCUCCUUCGCCGCACGCUGCUUUCCGCAGCCGCGCCCUCGCACGCGCACGCGACGCUGCAUGCGCUCACGCACCUCGAUUUGUCGGGCUUGCCGUCGCUGCUAACUGACGCGGACGUCGUCUUGCUCGCCGAGACGCUCUUCCCGCUGGAGCCAACGAAGCUCGCGGGCUCCGCGCCGGGCGCGGAAGGCGGCCGAGCGCGGGGGGAUGAUCGAGGCAAGACGUGGACGUCAGCGAGCAAGCGGGCGGCGGCGCACGCGGCGUCUGCGUCGGGAAAAGGAAAAGGCGCUCCUCAGGCUGCGCUCGCGCUCGCCUCCCCCUCCCUUGUGUCGCUCUCGCUCGCAGGAAACAACUUGAGCGGCGCCUGUCUGCCGGCGCUCACCGCCGGCCUCCUGGCGCCCUCUUGCCGCCUGGAGCACUUGGACCUGUCCGCGAACAUUUUCGGAAAAAGGGAGAAAAGACACGGUGCGGGCGGCGACGCUGCGGGAUCCGCGCCCGGCGCCGAGAAGAAAAAGGAGGAGGAAAAGGAGAAAAAACGCACGCACCGCGGGCGGGGGGCUGGAGGACGCGCCAGAGCCGAGGAAAGCCGCGGCGGAGGCGCAGGCGCAGAGGCCAACGCAGGGGGUGACGAUCCCACAGAAGGCCUUCCAAUUGAACCUCUGGUUGAUGCGCUUCAGAGAAGCUACGAGGAGCCGAGCCGGGCGCCUUGCGGGCUGCGAUAUCUGUCUCUGGCGCGCUGUUGUCUCUCGCUGGAGGCCCUGCAGCAGCUCGCUGCUGCGCUGUUGACGAAUGAGGGCAAGCUGCUCUUCCUCGACCUGCGGGGGAACCUGGGCGCCCGCGAGGAGGAGGGCGAGGCCGACGGCAUGGGGCCUGGGGGCGGGCGGCGCGGGAGCGCGAAGAAGAAGCGCGCCGCGAAGGAGAAGAAGGCGGAAGACGAGGAGAUGCAGCUGGCGAAGUGCGCGUUCGAGGCCGUCGUGGAGGCCUCGGGUUUGCAGCUCCUCCUCUUGGAGGACACGCCGGAAGUGAGAGACGCCCAACCUAACGAGGAAACGAAGUUGGCGGUGGGCGAAGAUGAAGAGGGGGAGCGGAGGCGAGACAAGAAGGACACGGCCGAGGACGCGGAGAAGAAAACCAAGAAAGGAAGCAAGGAGCCUUCUGGAGACACGCGCAAGAGAACGGGACGAAGAAAGGCCGCGAAGGAAGACGGAGAGGAGAAGGACUCGAGGGAAGAAGAAGAGAAGGGAGAGGAGGAGAAGGAAGCGGAACAGGAGAAGACAGAAGAAGAAGAGAAGAAGGAUGAACAAGAGGAUGAGGAAGAAGAGGCAGACUCGCCAUGCAAGUCGAGAGCCGGGCGAAGCGGCCGAGGAGAGGCCAGGAAGCCGUUGAGGUCAAAGGCCGGAAGCACCUUGCGGAAGGAAACGAAGGCCGCUGAAGAAGAAAAAACUCCGAAGAAAGGUGGAGCUGUGCGCACGCAAGAAAGGGGAGGGCGAGGCAGGUCAGCGGCUGCGCCUGCGAGGAGACCCCCGAAGGAAGAAGAGGAAGAGAGCGAAGAAGACGACGAUGAAGACGACGAGAGCUUCGAUGAACUGGACGCAAUGGAAGCGGAACGCAGGGCCGACGAGGAAAGCAGCGAUGGCGAUGAGGACGAGGAAGAAGAACAGGACAGCGACGAUGAAGAUUUCGAAGAGGAAGACGAAAAAGAGGACGAGGAAGACGAACAAGAAGACAAGGACGAAGAUGGAGAGGAGGACGACGGAGCGGAGGAAAGUGAAGACAAAGAAGAAGAGGAAGAGAAGGAGACAGAGGAGACAAGGCGGGCGACUUCGCGGAGGAAGCGAGGGGCUCUGGCAGGCAGCCGGGUCGCGGAAAAGGAGAAAGAAGAGAAGGAAAGCCGACGCAACGCGAAGGGCCGCAAAGGAGAACAGGAUGAGAAGGAAACGCCGCGGAAAGCGCCCAGGCAGCGCAGAGGCUCCGGCGCAACCGCGGCUGCUUCAGUUGCCCGGCGCAGAGCGGACAGCAAAGCGGAGGAGGCGAAGGAGAGAAGCGAAGACGAAGACACUGAGGCGGAAGAGAGCGAAGAGCAAGAGGAGGCGGAGGCUGAGGAGAGUGAACAGCAAGAGCUGGAGGCUGAAGAGACCCGCGAACAGGAGGCAGCACAGAGUGAAGAGGAGGGAGAAGCCGAGGAGAGCGACGAAGAAGAAGUGGAAGAAGAGGAGGAAGCGGAAGAGAGCGACGGUGACUUCGAGGACGAAGAAGAUGAAGAAUACAAAGACGCAGACGACGACGAAGAGUAUGAAGAGGAGGUCACCCCGCCGAGGGGCGCAGGGAGGAAGCGGCGUGGCGCGCCGCAGAAGCGCGAGAGCCUGGCUUUCAACACGGGGACGCGGAAGCGAAGGAAAACUGCCAAAGAAGAAGAGAAAGCAGAGGAGAAAGAGAACGAGGAAGCCGACAAUUCUCCGCGCGACGGAAGGGGGCGGGCGAAAGCUGCGGCUGGAGGCCCGGCGUCUUCGAAAGCUUCAAAAGAGAGCAAAACGAAGGCUGAACUCGACGAAGAAGAGCUGCGCAGUCCCCUCCUUCGUGCAGAAGAAAGAGCGGAGCCACGCGACGAAGCCGGCGUUCCCGAGGACGCCGCAGCCGGUCUUUCUCCUCGCCUGCAGUCGUCGUCCGCGCCUGCGGCGCACCCGCGAGGGCGUCCUGCGAGGGCGCGGAGGCAUCGCGAAGAGAAGGACGUGCAGGAGGAAAGGGCCGCGGCGGAGGCGGACGCGCAACCGGAAGAGACUGGUGAGCAAGACGCUCAGGGAGAGAAAGACAAGGGACAGAGGGAAGAAUUUCCGCUUGCGCCAGAGGCAGACGGCCAUCCCGCGUCGGCUGCGGCUCCUUUGGCGCGCCCCUACUCGUACUUCGUCGCAGAGUCAGGACGAAUCGGCUCCAGGGGCGCGCGGCCGAGAAGAUCUUGCUCCGUCGCCGCGUUUCCUUCUCGCGCCGCGCCGGGUGCCUUGGAGGGAGCCUGCGCAGGUGCCGCGUCUGGUGCAGUUCCUGAGGCGAGAAAAGAGCGGCGGGAAGGAGGGGCGCGGAGAAGACGCUCGGCGUCCUUCCUGUCUUCUUCGUCGCCCUCGAUUUCUGUCAGCAGCCCUCUGGAGCCGGCCCCAGCUCCGCCGCCGGUCGCCGCGGUCGGGCUCUGCGCCGGGGGGCCUGGAGCCCAUCUCCGCCCCCGACGAAGAGACAGUCGGCACGGACCGACGGAGAACAAGGCGAAGCCUGGCGGCGGCGCCUUCGCCCUCGCGGGCGGCGCGCGGGCGUCUUCGGUCGGGCCUGCUGCGGCGGCGGCGGUCGACUCGCCGUUUCUCAUGUACUUCGACAUGAAGCGAGAGUACCCUCCCGCCUCCUUCCCGCCAGAAGGCCCUCGCGGAGGCGACGACGCGCGUGCGCGGAGGAGGAACUCUGCGCUGCCGCACGACGCCGCCGACGCGGACGCAGACCGGGGCGAGGAGAAGGCUGUAGGGGCUGACGGCGAGCCAGGCGCCCUCGCCUCUUCCGCGGAACUGACGCCUUGGCGGGUGGAGAACAGGCGCCGGAGCCUCGCUGACAGGCCCGUCUCGAGUGGAGGCAGCGGCGCGUCUCUGCUGCCUCCUGUGCCCGUGUCGGCGGAGGAGCAACGGGACAUUCGUCUCUGUCUCCAGCGCGCAGGGACUCAUCUUUUGAGUCUCUUUUUUCCUCGCGACUCCCACAGUUACGUUGGCAAAACUCCGCUGCAGCCGCUGCUUCGUUCCUACCCACAGGAUAUCCUCGUAGCUCUCAAGUACAUUCUCUCCUCCCACUAUCUCCCUCUCCUCUCGUUUCCCGACAUCUACACCCUGCAGCAGCUGCAUCUGUCGCCGCAUCUCUCGCCGUCUCUCCGCCUUCUCCUCUCAGUGAUUUUCGAGGAACUGCCGCGCAUCAACAUGACGUACAAGUAUCAGCAGUAUGGCAUCCUCGGGUUCGACGAAAACCUUUGUCAUCCAGGAAAAAUCCUUUUCGACGGAGGCCCUGGGUGUCAGGCGAUCCACGCAGCCGAGUUCCGGGUCUUCUGGAUGCGCCGCCACGGCCGCCGCCUCACCCGACGGCGUGGGCUACCCGAACCCGACGGGCUGCGCGCGCUCUGCGCCCGAGGCAGCGGGGGCUCUAGAGCCCAACUAGCCACGGCUCCGACCGCGGUCGGAGGCGGGGUGGGAGGGGCGUUUGGAAGACGGAGCACAGCGGGCCCGGACCUGGCUCACCUCGCGUCUCCUUUCCUCUCCCCUCAACCGCCGCUCCCUCUGUCUUCUCCAGCGCCCUCGUGUGCGGCGAGGAACGGGGGGCGGGAGGAGAGGGAGAGAGAAGGCGAGGGGCGCUUCCGCGGUGAGGGGGCGGAUUUUCUUUUUGCCUCCUCUUCCCGAAGCUCGGAGAGUCUGGAGGACCCCGUUUGCCACUUCGUCCCCUCGCCGUCGUGUCUGUCGCCGAAAGCGCGAGAGCUCUUCGCCGCCACCCCGCAGUUUGUGGAGACGCCAGACAGAGACAGGGGUCUCAGCGGCAUGAUUGAGACAUCGCCCCGGUCAUCGUUUUCGAUUCCAGGGAGCCGCGAGAGCUUCGCGUGCGCACCUGCCACGGUGUUUGAUCUCCUGGAGCCGUCGUCCUGCGCGGGUGCCCUCGCGUCGGGUUUUUCCGCCGACGGCAGCUUCGAAGACCUGCCGGGGGCGACGCUGAGCGGGUCGUUCCGGGGGGGCGCAGCAGACACCUGGUCUGGAGCCUACGCGGCCGGCCCCGGGCCUUGCGGCGCGUCGCCUUUCUUCGAUCCGCAGCGCGCCGCGCGCCUCCACGGGGACUCCGUGCAGCCGCUGCCUCAGUGCACCUGCUGCGGCCUCUGGCGAGCAGGCGCAGAGGACGGCGAAGCGAAGACUGCCGCGCGAGGCGUGGGGGGCGAGAGGGUCGGUGCCUCCGAGAAGCGCAGGGCGCAGUCCAGCGACGACGUCGCCAUCGCUGGAGCGAGCAAGCCCCCGCAGCCGCGGCCGCCGCCGUCGAGCCCUUCGAACCAGGGCGCGCUGCCGGCCGAGAGCGCCGCUGCGGCUUCGGCGCCUGGAGCCGCGCAAGGCUCGAGUCGCGUGGAGAAGGCGCCUGCGGCGGAUCUGUUUGCGACGCCUGCGCCGUUUCGCUGGAUGAAGAAGGCCCUGGGCGCGAUGCGGGGCCGACCCCGGGUGGCGCAGAAGAAGGCGAAAGUUGUGCGGAACCUGGACUUCUACUUUGGUCAGAAAGACCAGUCCUCCGCGGAGGAGAAAAAACAGCGAGACGAGGAGGAGCCCAACGUUUCCGCCGGCUCGGCCGCCGCGCCAGUCGCCGACCCCGGUCGCGAGAAGAAAGCAGCAGCUGGUCGGACAGAAGGGAAGCGCGCAGGUGAGAUCCAGGUCGAGGAGCUCGGAGCGCCUGACAUACCCAGCAGCGCGGUGAAGUCGAAGAAGCCGGAAGGCGGCGCCGUUUUCAAUGGCGGCCUCGAAGACGCCGACGCGGCAGUCUCUGUCUCGUCGUCUUCUUUGGUCUCCAGUCCGAGCGGGCGCAGACGCGACUCCUUCUCGUCCCACGACGAGACUGCGCAGCUGCUGCAGCCCCUGGGCCUGCCGACAGUUGGCCUGGGCGCAGGCGACGAGCCCGACUCGGCUGUCUCCUCUCCGGCCUUCUCUGUCGCGGAGUCGAACGAAGAGGUUUUCUCGGAGAACGAGCGCAGGCCGCUCACGCUCCCGACCGCCGCGUCCACGCAUGCCGCAGCGGGGGUGCACGCGAGGCGCCACGACGCGGGUGCCGGAAGGGGCUCCAGAGAACGAGGCGACGGACACAGCGGAGACGAGAAGCAGGAAGGCGACGACCUCGGGGGGGCGUUGAGGAGGCGGAGCCUUGUCGCGGGAGUCGAUGGCGGGCGCGGAGGCUCCGCGUUCUUUCCCGGGACGAGGCUUCCAGGCCCGUACUGCGCCGCGUAUGGCGGUGCGUAUUCAUCUUCCCUGCCUCAAGAUCGCUUCGUUGUGAGUUGGGAUGACGACGACUGGCUGCGGUCGAUAGAGUGCUUCCUCGACGACCUCUCGUUCUGCCCCAGUGCGCGCCUCUACGCGCCGGCCGCCGAGGCCCUCGCGGUCGCGCCUCCAGAGCGUGCGCCCUGCGCGGCAGCGCCGCCGCCGCCGCUUUCCGCUCUCGGGGCUUCGGCCGCGAAGCAUGCGCCGACCUGUCUCCUCUCCUCCCUCCCUGCGGCGUCGGCGAGUCUCGCAGCCUGCUCCGCGCCGCCUCCACGCGUGCUCUCUCCACCGCUGCUGCCGCCCUUCGCGGCGACCCCGUCUGUCUUUCUCUCGAGUCUCUCGGCGCCGCUGGUGCCGGCGCAGCCCGCGCCGCCACCGGCGGCCAGGCCACAGCCGCACGCGGGGUCGGAGUUCUGUACGUGUCGCGAGGUGAUUGUUGUGGACGUCCAGAGCGACGCACAGCUGCGGAAACGGAUCUGGGACGUGCAGACGCUCUUUGCCUCUUCUUCGGCGGGGCUGUCGACUCACCGCAAGAUCGAGCUGCUGCGGCGCAUGGUCCUGAGGAACAUCAAGUUCGCCUCGACGGGCUACGGCGAGCAGAAAGACGAAGUGAAGCGCCUCGCCACCGAGCAUGACGGCUUUGUCUACCUCGGCGACAUCAAGUACGGCUUCCCGCGGCACAUGGCGCUCCUCUUCAAGGUCCUCUGCGACGCCGCGCAGAUCCCCUGUCGAGUCAUGCGGCCGUCGCUGCACCACUUCGCCUGCGAGGAAAGCGACGCGGAGAUCCCCCGUGCGCGCAGAGAGAGAGGCGCCCGAGGAGGAAAACCGAGCCGAGACGACGCCCGCGCACCCGCCUCGGCUGCAGGCGCAGGUCCAGGCGUGAGCGAGGUGAAGCAGGAGCGCGCCGACAAAGAUCUGGCGGGCGACCUAAACGAGGCGACGCAGGCCCAGAAGCAGAACGGAGGCGCGGAUGACGACACACCGCUCAGUCGGCUGAGACACGCGUCCUCCGCCGGCGACUCCGACGCGGCGUUGGCCUGGUCGCGCGAGCCUGAAAAGAAGCCGGAGACGCGCGGCGGGGCGAAGUCGCUGGGCGCUGCGGGCGCGCUGAAGCGCCGCGAAGAGGAAGCCGCGGACGAGUUCGUCUACAACGUGGUGCUUGCGAAGGACACGAAUUCCUCGGAACUCGAGCAGCUGAUUCCAGUCGUCUGGACAACGACGCCCUCGCUCUCGCUGUGGCGCCGCUACAUGAAUCUCCAGGGGGUCGGCGCGGGCCUCAAGGCGGGCGGGAGCGAGUUGCGCCGCGCGAGCAGCUCUGCGUUCUUCUCCUUCAUUAGCGAAGAGCGCGAGCAGCGGAAGCGCCGAAACGCCUCCUCGCUGCAUCCCGACUUCCUCUCCACGGGCUUCCUCAGGCUCAACCCGCCGACCUUCGCCUCCGUGCCCAUCCCUCGGCGCCUCCGCGCCCUCCAGCGCCGCCUCGCGGCCGCCGCGCCCUUCUGCGUGCGCCCGUCCGCCGCCGGAGGGGGGCGGCAGGGCUUCAACUACUUCAGCCACGGAUGGGUCGAUCGGCGGCAUCCCGAGGAAGCAGCUGCGCACUGCUGCUGCUGCGCGGCGCGCUCGGUGCCUCUCCCCCCGGCCCUUGAGGCGGAGGGCGAGCGCUUGAAGACCUGCGGCGCGCGCGACUCGCAGCGUGCGGCGCCAGGUGGCGCAAAAACCGUCCCGCGGCCGCAGGCUGUCGAGGCGCCCGACAACGCAACGCACGCCGAGGCAGAAGGACGCAUGGUGCGUCGCGGCGAAGGAGAGCCAGAAAGCGGCGCUUGGUGGUGUACUUUGUCCGUCACCGAGACGCCGCAGCAGCACCGCCAACACGCCGAACUGGACCGCCUUCUUCUCGCCGCUAGCGGGGCCUCCGCGUGCCUGGCGUCGCCGUCGCCGAGUUCAUCCGCGCCGGCUGCGGCGACGGAGCUUGACUUGGACGCGUAUUUCGAGUUCCGCGAGAAGCUGGGAAAGGGCAGCUUCGGCGAAGUCUGGCGCGUGCGCCUGAAGCACCCCUUCGCGGGCUUGGCGCGGGGCGAGCGCGCAGGCGACGCCGAGGGCGGAGACGAGGCCGGGCGGCGGCGGCGGCGCGAGAAGAAGAAGAGCAAACGCGAGACCGGCAUGGAGCCUCCAGCAGAGGACAACGCGCCGCUGAACUCCGCAGCAGCGGACGCGGAUCUGGAGCUGCUCGCGGGGCGCGACGCCGAGAGAGAGAGAGAGGCAAACGAGGAGAGGAAGCCGGGGGGAGAGGAACAGCCGUCUGAGGCGGAGACAGAAGAGAAAGGAAACGGAAAACACGAACGCGACCCAGCCUCGCCGCAUGCGCUCCGCGGAAAGGAGCUUGGUCCGCCCGAAUACGCGCUCAAGCUCGUUCCCAAAAGUGAAGAGAAUCUCCCGGAGGCCGAGAUCAUGCGCAACUACUCGCAUCCGCGCGUCGUGCCGUUCCUCGGCGUCUUCGAGGGCUUCCAGAUGCUAGAAGACCGCAGCAAGAAGAAAGUGAAAACCUCGUCUCUCUGCUUCCUCAUGGACAUCGCCGACCAGUCCCUCGAGAGUCUCUUGGAAGAGCAUGAGCGCGCCAACACGUGCAUCGACGAAGAAUUCAUCCUGACGAUUCUCCUCGACACCGCGCGAGGCAUGAACUACCUGCACUCCCCCAGCGCGACCAAGCCGCACCUGUUGCACCGAGACCUGAAGCCCGCAAACAUCCUGCUCAAGGACGGUCGCGCGAUGGUGACGGAUUUCGGCGUGGCGAGAGUCGCCGAAGUUUCUUUUGAGCACGAGAUGACGCAGGGUCCUGGCACAGAGGGCUACAUCGCGCCGGAACAGCGAACGGCGGCCUACGACCGCCCAGCGGAUGUCUGGGCCUUCGGCGUCGUCUGCGCGCGGCUGCUGGGGCUGCGCGAAUGGCGCAAGUUGAGCGAGCCGCAUCACCGCGUCGCUCUCGCAGACUUCGCCCUCAAAGACGCCUUCCUCAUUAACCUCUGCCUCGCCUGCCUUGAGCGCCGCCCGCUCAUGCGUCCCAGUUUCCAGCAGAUCGUCAACCGGCUCAUCGGGAAAAUCUUCCGCGUGGAGUUUGAGCGCAUUCUGCGCACGCCUUACCGCUACUGCUUGCCGCUUUUGCAUCUCGACCAUCCCUGCGUCUCGUCCCUCCCUUCCCCCGCGCCCCUGUCUGCGCGCCGCGCGCUGGAGGUGCCUGCGGUCAGGGCACCCCUCGCCCUGCUGGAGCGCGCAGGCGUCGCCGAGAGCCGCAACCUCGCCUGUGCGGCGGAGACCGCGCCGCCGGCGGCGCGCGCGCCGCAGCCUCGGGGAGCGGAGCCCUGCAAGGCGGCGCUGGAAGACAAGAGCGCACCGAGUUCGCCCUUCCUGUCACCCUCCGCGGGCGCCGAACUGUCUCCGGCGGAGGAGGCGCUCCCCCGGCUCCCCAUGAGCGCCCCGGUCCCGCCGCCCCCGUUCGCCGUCGCGGGCGAGGGCGGGAUGACCGAGUUGAAGAGGCGCAGAGCGGAGGAGGCGCCGGUCUCGCAGCAGCCAGCGAAAAAGAAAAGGGGAGACGACUCGCGAGACGCGCGGCGAUCGCCGCAGAUCCGCACAGACGACGACGCUUCUUACUUCUCAGGGAGAGACGAGGUCGACGAGUCUGCGGCGUCCGCCGCCACCCGAGGCGCAGGGGGUGCCGCGAAGGACGGAGUGCAGGCGAAGCGAGACGGAACCCUAGGCGUCGAUGUCCUGCCGGCGGAAAGUGCACCUGCGAACGAUGGAGACGAGGAGGACGCGGAUUUCUUGGCGCGGCUGAACCUCGGUAACGCGAAGAAAAGCCGACGCGCGCUGCUGCUCUGCUCAUCGGGGGACUCCUCGCCCGUUGAGCGUCGCGACGUCGUCGAGGCGUUCGCGGUGGGAGAGAGAAACACGGAGUCUGCUGAGGGUGGGACCCGCCGCGAAGCGUCCUGGGAGCAGUCGUCCAGCGGGGAGUGCGGGGAAGGCGCAGCGGGCUCGAGGCUGACGCCCAACGGAGAGGCCGUUGCAGGCACACCUCCCCGCAGAGACGCGGACGGCUCCCACUCGGCGGAGACUUCGCAGUCUCUCGGGAAGAAGAGUCCGCGGAGUGGACCUGAAAGUCUUGAGGCAGGGGCGGCGGGGGCGGCGACUCAGGGGAAAAAGUCCGCCCAGAGCCCCGCGUCGAAGAAGAAGCUGAAGAGAGUGGCGACGCUGUCGCCGUCUUUCGCGAAGACGCCCAGGAAACCCGUUGCCUCGUCGUCUUUUUCAUCUUCUUCGUCCUCCUCUUCUUCCUCUUCUGCUUCCCCCUCUUCUUCUUCGUGCUCAUCGCCGUCGUCGCGGUCGCGGUCGCGGUCGCCGGUCUCCUCGUCGGCGCGCAGCAGACGCGGCGCCGGCGACGCGGGCGGCAAGCUCCUCGGCGAAAAGGCAGACAAGGGUGAGAGAGGGCGUGCAGACAGAUCGCGGGAGGAGGGGGCGCCGAAGAGCGGCAAAGGCGAAAGGCGAAGUGAGGAAGCGAAGCGGAAGGCGUCGCGGUCUCCGUCGCGCGAGAGAGGCAACGGGCGCGCGCGCAGCAGAAGCGCAGGACGAAGCAUGAGUUGCGGGCGAAGCCAGGGGCGGGAGCGCGAAGAAAAGACAGGAGAGGGUGGAGACAUGUCUGAGGAGAAGGGUAGACACCGAAGUGCUCCUUCCGAUCCUCGCAAGUCGCCGCCUUCGAACCCGCGCGAUUCGGCACAGCCGUCCCAAGUAGCUUCCUCGCCUCUCUCGCGAUUUGAAAAAGCGGGCGUCCACGGCGCCGAGGGUUUUCUGCGCCAGGCCUUUCCGCGCUCCGGGCGGACGCCUCUUCGCCCGUCUCCCCACGCUUCUUCAUCUUCGUCUUCGUCGUCCUCCUCGUCACCUUCAGCGCCCUCCGCUCCCGCGUCUUCAGCCCCCGUAGAUCCGCGCUUGGGGCGGGCGUCUGCGCAGAAGAGAGACGCGAAUCACGUGGCGCCGGCGAAGCCCGCGUCGGUCUCGCCCUCGGCGGGACCAUCGUCUCCCGCUCAGCUCCUCCCCGCCCGUUCUCCCGUAGGCCCCGCAGCCGCGCCGGCCUCUGCGCAGCCCCCCCCGCAGGCGUGCGCUGUUUCCGGCGGAUUCGCUUCCGCCCACCCUCGUGCCUCGCCGCAUGCGCCCGUUCCCCCCGCGAGUGGCGCCGCCGGCGGGGCGUUUGGAGGCUUUGUCCCUGCGCGGGGGGAGUUUGCGGAGCCGGUCCAGCCCCCGUUUUUUGACCCGUUCGCGGUGCAGCGACGGGAGGGCGAGCGGCGCUUCCCCGCGGGCGCCAGCCUGCCGCACGGAUACCCGACGGGCUUCCAGCCGGCGCCCUACGCGCCGCCCUACGCAGUCCCCGGGGCCUUUCAUCCGCCCCCCGGUGCGAGCUUCCCGCCGCCCUACGCCUUCCCUGCCCCCGCAGCGCCUCCGACCGCCUGGGGCUCUGAGACCCGCGCCCUCGACGAUCGACGCGGCGACAACAGACACUUCGGCUUCCAACCCGGCGGCGCGCCGCACAGGCCCCACGCGCCCGUUCCCUCCUUCUACCAACCCUACCCUCGACAGUAG